CAUUUUCCUUCAUGCCUUCCUUCACAGUUUCUGAUGAAGAGCAAUCAGUAGUGUAUGUUCCAGGAAUUUCUGCGGAAGGAAAUAUCAGAUCAAGACAGAAGAUGGUGAAUCCAAAAGCUGAUGUUAAACUUAAGACUCCCAAGGUGACUGCUGCUUCAGUCUCCACGGAGUCCUUAAGAGGUGCAGGAGAUUCUGUAGAUGGACAGAAUUUCUGCAGGAGAGGAAUGAAGAGUGCAUCAUUGAAAGAUUUAUGUCUUGAAGACAAAAGACGCAUUGCAAACUUAAUUAAAGAACUGGCCAGAGUAAGUGAGGAAAAGGAAGUGACAGAAGAAAGACUCAAAGCUGAGCAGGAAUCAUUUGAGAGGAAGAUCAGGCAGUUGGAAGAACAGAAUGAACUGAUCAUCAAAGAAAGGGAAGCUCUUCAACUACAGUAUAGAGAGUGCCAAGAACUUCUAAGCCUCUAUCAGAAAUAUCUGUCGGAACAGCAAGAGAAGCUCACUAUGUCUCUCUCAGAACUUGGUGCUGCUAAAAUGCAGGAACAACAGGUAUCCAAUAGGAGAAGCGCUCUCCGGUCUUCGUCUUUGGAACUGGAUGGUUCCUACCUGAGUGUAGCCAAACCACAAACCUACUAUCAAACCAAGCAAAGGCCUAAGUCUGCAAAUCAGGACCUAUCUUCAGAAUCCCUUGCAGAGUUUAGGAAUAAUUCUUUGAAACCAGCAGCUCUUCAUUAUCCCAAAAAGGAUGUGGACAAGGUGCCAUCAGAGACCACGACGUGUAGUUAUGGAUCCCCAGGAAGAAAGCUAGUAGAUGCAGUCCCUACAGAGAAAACUGCAGCAGAGGAGCUGAGGACGAGGGAAUGCCAACACCUUAAGGCCGCCCCGUCUAGUCAGUGCUGUGGUCACAGACUUGCUGACAAUGCAGAUCACAUUCAAGAGAGCCAUCCUACAAACGUGGCCUCUCAAUAUUCCAAGACUCAUCUGGAAUCAUGCAGUUGUUGUGGGCUUUCCUGGGCAUCUCUGUUGCGUGGCCACGGGGCGCUGCAGCCUAGUGAAACAGAUAUCAAAAAGCAACUCUCAGAAGAUAGAAGGCAGCAACUUAUGCUUCAGAAAAUGGAGCUGGAAAUUGAAAAGGAGCGCCUUCAGCAUCUGCUGGCCCAGCAGGAGACAAAACUCCUCCUGAAACAGCAGCAGCUUCAUCAGUCUCGACUAGAUUACAAUUGGUUAAGAACUCAAGCUGUUUUUAAUUCAAGAGAACCGGUUGCUCAUAAAGAGAUUAGUAAACUCCAAGAGCUCAAUCUGGAUAUGAAUGAGAGUGACACUGGACCAAGCUUAUUGAAGUCAAAAUGUGAUGACUGGAUGCUAGGAACAUCAUCAUCCGUCAAAAAGUACCAAGACUCUACUAACAGCGGAGAGAAUAGAAGGGAGAAGAAGACAGUUGGGUUUCAGUCACAUAUGGAAGAUGAUGCCCUGUGGACGUGUCAAAAGAAAGAUGCAUUUCAACCCCAAAGAGGGACGAUGGCAGGAGUUAGGAGAGAUGCGUCCACUUCUCCUAUGACGACAGGAAGCCAAAAGGAGCCUGUAACCCCAACCACGUCAUCCUCCCAACAUGGCACCUCCCGGUAUGAAACAUCGCUGUUGGAUUUGGUUCAAUCUCUGAGUCCAAAGACUGCUCUCAAACCUCGGUCCCAUCCCUCCAGAGAAGCGGGGUCCUGGAGUCACAGCACUUGCCGGCGCAGUCCUCUGAAAUCGACCUGGAACAAGACCAGGGCAGGCAGGACCCCUGAAGACCUGGAGGAGAACCAAAUUCUGGAAGAUAUCUUUUUCAUUUGACACUGAAGCGCACGCUGCAGAAUGUCCUUCAGAAAUGAGUGGGUGUUUUUAUAUACUGAUCUAGGAUUUUAAAUUAUUUGACUGCAA
Molecule: messenger RNA, 1916 nt
Organism: Vicugna pacos (alpaca)
Lineage: Eukaryota; Metazoa; Chordata; Mammalia; Artiodactyla; Camelidae
Source: RefSeq, a predicted model, not a curated record